CAAUGGCUUUACCUAAACGCUGAAUUCAUUUUUCUAGGUUUAGAAAGAACUAACGCAUCCUGAAAAUGUUUAACAAAUCCUUUGGCACUCCGUUUGGAGGCAGCACUGGCUUUGGGACAACUUCCACUUUUGGACAAAAUGCCGGCUUCGGUACCACAAGCGGAGGCGCGUUCGGCACAUCGGCCUUUGGCUCCAACAACAACACRGGAGGCCUCUUCGGGAGCACGCAGACAAAACCAGGAGGACUGUUUGGUUCCACUACGUUUAAUCAGCCGGCUACGUCCUCCACGAGCACCGGCUUUGGCUUCGGAACAUCCACGGGAACGUCCAACAGCCUCUUUGGAACCACCAGCACUGGCGGCGGGCUCUUCUCCUCGCAGAAUAAUGCGUUUGCCCAGAAUAAGCCGGCCGUCUUUGGAAACUUCGGAACUAGUACGAGCAGCGGAGGUCUCUUUGGAACCACUAACACGACCUCCAAUCCUUUUGGGAGUACAUCUGGCUCUCUUUUUGGCCCGACCAGUUUUACAGCUGCUCCAACUGGCACCACUAUUAAGUUUAACCCACCAACUGGGUCCGAUACUAUGGUAAAAUCUGGAGUUAGCACCAACAUCAGUACCAAGCAUCAGUGCAUUACUGCUAUGAAGGAAUAUGAAAGCAAAUCUCUCGAGGAACUUCGCUUAGAAGAUUACCAGGCAAAUAGGAAGGGACCUUCGAAUCCAGUAGGAGCAGGAGCCCCUGCCGGGUUGUUUGGGUCCUCUACUGCCACGUCAAGUACAGCCACAGGACUUUUUGGCUCUUCUACCACUAAUACAGGCUUUUCGUACGUGCAGAACAAAGCCGCUUUCGGGACAAGUACGACUGGCUUUGGAACAGGCACGACAGGGAGUCUUUUUGGGCAGCCGUCCCAAACGACCAGUCUGUUCAACAAGCCCUUUGGGCAGCCCACGACGACGCAGAACACCAGCUUCUCCUUUGGGAACACCAGCACUCUGGGGCAGCCCAACACAAGCACCAUGGGUCUCUUUGGGGCAACCCAGCCCUCCCAGCCCGGAGGUCUGUUUGGAACAGCUGCCAAUACAAAUGCUGGGACUGGAUUUGGGACUGGAACUGGUCUCUUUGGACAGCCUAACACGGGAGGAUUUGGUGUUGGCGGUUCGACGCUGUUUGGCAACAAACCUGCUGGAUUUGGGACCACCACGACCAGCGCUCCCUCCUUCGGCACAACCACUGGCGGCGGCCUCUUUGGCUUCGGCGCCAACACUGCUGGCAAUAGUUUGUUUGGAAAUAAGCCCGCGACGGGGACGCUGGGGACAGGCCUGGGGACAGGCUUUGGCACAGCUCUCGGGGCUGGGCAGACUUCUUUAUUUGGGAAUACGCAGCCGAAACUGGGUGGAACGCUGGGAACGGGAGCGUUCGGAGCCCCAGGAUUCAACACGUCAACAGCUACUCUGGGGUUUGGAGCUCCCCAGCCUGCUGUGGCAUUGACGGACCCGAACGCGUCGGCGGCGCAGCAGGCAGUGCUUCAGCAGCACCUCAACAGCUUGACCUACUCGCCCUUCGGCGACUCCCCGCUCUUCCGAAACCCCAUGUCAGAUCCAAAGAAAAAGGAAGAGAGGCUGAAGCCAACCAACCCGGCAGCCCAGAAGGCCUUAACGACGCCCACGCACUACAAACUGACCCCUCGCCCCGCGACCAGGGUGCGACCGAAGGCUCUGCAGACGGCCGGCUCUGCCAAGUCCCACCUCUUCGACGGCCUCGAUGACGACGAGCCCUCCUUGUCCAACGGGGCCUUCAUGCCCAAGAAAAGCAUCAAAAAGUUGGUUUUGAAAAACCUCAACAAUAGCAACCUGUUUUCACCUGUCAGUCGUGAAAACGAAGACCUGGCUUCUCCGUCAGAGUAUCCCGAGAACGGAGACCGGUUCUUCUUGUCGGUGCCUCCUGAUGAAAACCACAGGCAAGACGGCGAACGCGAGGAAGAGGAGGAUCAGCACGAGGUGACGAGGUUCUACACGAACCCCAUUGCCAAGCCCAUCCCGCAGACGCCCGAGAGCGCCGCGCACCGGCACCAGAACAGCGUGGACGACACCCUCGUGGCGCUCAACAUGCGGGUGGCCCUGCGCAACGGCCUGGAAGGCAGCAGCGAGGACGCCUCCUUUCACGAUGAUUCCCUGCAGGACGAGCGUGAGGAGGAGGCAGAAACUGUGCAUCACCUGCAUCCUGCAGGAAUCGUUCUGACGAGAGCUGGCUACUACACCAUCCCGUCCCUGGAGGAGCUGGCCCGCCUCACCAGCGACCGCAACGAGUGCAUCGUCAGCGACUUCACCAUCGGCCGCAAAGGUUACGGCUCAAUUUACUUUGAAGGAGAAGUGAACCUAACAAACCUGAAUUUGGAUGACAUAGUGCAUAUCCGUAGGAAAGAAGUGAUUGUUUACCCUGACGAUGAGAGGAAGCCACCCAUUGGUGAAGGAUUAAAUAGGCGAGCUGAAGUUACGUUAGAUGGAGUCUGGCCUACGGAUAAAACAUCUCGUUGCUUGAUAAAAAGCCCCGAACGGUUAGCGGAGAUGAAUUACGAAGGCAGACUAGAGGCCGUGUCCCGAAAACAGGGAGCUCGCUUCAAGGAAUACCGCCCAGAGACCGGAUCAUGGGUGUUUAAGGUGGCCCACUUCUCCAAGUACGGCUUGCAAGAUUCCGACGAGGAAGAGGAGGAGCAGCCUUCCAAGGCGGACGCCAAGAAGUUGAAAACGGCUCCCGUGCCACCCCCGGGACAUCUGCAGCCCCAGCAAAUGACCCUAAACGGCAAGCCAACACCUCCAUCCCAGCCCCCAGAAGUGGAGCAGCUGGGCCGGGUGCUGGAGCUGGACAGCGACAUGGCAGACAUCACCCAGGAGCUGCCGGAGCCGGCGGCGCCGCGCGCGGGCGCCGCGCCGGAGGAGCCCGAGGCGCUGCCGGCCUCCACUCACAUAGCCUCCACGCUGGGCAUCAACCCGCACGUCCUGCAGAUCAUGAAAGCCUCCUUGCUUGCUGAUGACGACGAUAUGGACUUGAUCCUGGAUCCUUAUCCUGGGAAGCAGCUCACAAAAACGGAUACCUCUCAGGAGAUUUGCUCGCCCAGGCUCCCUAUUUCAGCGUCGCAAGGACACAAGAAACACUCAGUCGGCGGUCUGUUGCAGUCAAAAUUCGCCAGCGUGUUUUCCCGCCAGCCGAGCCCUCCUCAGGACUUCCGAGGGCCCCAGGCUCUGAGCAGCCCUUCUGCUGCGCCCUGGUCGGUGACUUCCCCGCUGGCGCCCGCCUUCUCGGUGCCUUCCGCGGCUCCCGAGGUGCCCAUGAAAACAGUGGGCGUCCGCCGGCAGCAGGGGCUGGUCCCGCUGGAAAGAUCCGUCACCUUCGGGAAGGGGAAGAUGCUCAUGGACAUGGCGCUCUUCAUGGGGCGCUCGUUUCGUGUCGGUUGGGGCCCCAACUGGACGCUGGUUCAUAGCGGGGAUCAGUUGAGCGGCGCGAGCGCAGCCGAUGACCUUCAGUGCGAGCCUGUGGAAUACGGAUUCCUGCCGACUCCUGUUGCACCCAAAUCACUCACAGAAUCUUCUUUCAAGGUUCACGUGGAGAAGCUGAGCUUAGAACAAAGGAAGAUAGGCAGAGACAAACAUCUGUAUCUCUUUCCCCUGGAGAUCAAGCUGAAACACAGCACUGUCCAUAUGGAUGAAGAGUGUCCUCUUCUAGCACCCAAUCCRGGAGUUUCUGUUAUUCAUGACUAUGUCGAUUGGGUCAGAGAGGCGUCUCUUUACCUUGCCGAAACGGAAACAGCUGUGGUGAAGCCCUGGUGCCUGACGUGGACGUUAUGCGAAGCCAUCUGGGGGAACCUGCGGGAGCUGGAGGCCAGCCUGGAGGAGCCCAGCGAGUACGUGCUGGCGCUGGAGCGCCGGAGGGCCUUCUCCCGCUGGCUCGCGCGCACGGCGGCGGCGCGCGUCGACGACGAGGUGUCCCUGGCCCGCCACGACAGCCCCGUCGACGCCGUCUUCAGCUGCCUGACGGGCAGGAGGAUCGGGGAGGCUUGCAGGCUGGCGCAGCAGGCGGGUGAUCACAGGCUCGCUCUGCUCCUGUCCCAGCUGGCGGGCAGCCAGCCCAGUCGAGACCUCCUCACCAUGCAGCUGGUGGACUGGCACAGGCUGCAGGCUGACAGCUUCAUCCAGGAAGACAGGCUGCGCAUCUUCGCCCUGCUUGCAGGAAAACCAGUGUGGCAGUUAUCUGAAAGAAGAAGCGUCAACGUGUGCUCGCAGCUGGACUGGAAGCGUUGCGUGGCCGUCCACCUGUGGUACCUGCUUCCACCAACAGCCUCUAUUUCCAAAGCGCUUGCCAUGUACGAGUCGGCAUUCCAGAACACACCAGAGUGUGAAAAAUACGCCUGCUGUCCCCUGCCUCCCUACCUGGAAGAUUCUGGCUGCGUAAUUGAGGAAGACGACAACAUGGGGAGACCGCUGAGGGAUGUCUGUUUCCACCUGUUAAAGCUCUACAGCGACAGGCACUACGACCUCAACCAGCUGCUCGACCCCAGGAGCGUCACCGCCGACCCCCUGGACUAUCGUCUCAGCUGGCACUUGUGGGAGGUGCUCAGAGCCCUCAACUACACCCACCUCUUGAGGCAGAGCCAGGGGGUGCUGAACGCCAGCUACGCRGCGCAGCUCGAAAGCCAGGGCCUCUGGGAAUGGGCCGUCUUCGUCCUGCUGCAUGAGCCUGAUGCCCACACCCGGGAGAGGGCCGUGCGCGAGCUCCUGAGCCGGCACUGCAGCCUCCAGGAGACGCCCGAAUCGUGGAACAAGGAGGCCUUCCUGACGCAGAGGCUCCGCGUGCCCCCCGAGUGGCUGCACGAGGCCAAGGCGGUGCGAGCGCGGGCCGAGGGCGACCAGCACAAGGAAGCCCUCUUCCUCUUCAAGGCCGGCCACUGGAACCAGUGUCACAAGCUGGUCGUCAGGCACUUGGCCUCAGAUGCCAUUAUUAACGAGAACUACAAAUACCUGAAAGGCUUCCUGGAGGAGCUGUCCGCUCCGGAACGCAGCGCGCUCAUCCAGGACUGGGAGGUGGCCGGGCUGGUCUAUCUCGACUACAUCCGUGUUACCGAGAUGCUCGACAGGAUUCAACAGCUGGAUUGCUCCACGUACGAGCUGGAGCGGCUGCACACCACGGUGACGUCGCUGUGCAACCGGAUCGAGCAGAUCCAGUGUCACAACGCCAAGGACCGCCUGGCUCAGUCAGACAUGGCCAAGCGCACGGCCAACCUGCUGCGCGUGGUGCUGAGCGUGCAGCACGCGCCGGAGCCCGCGGCCGACGCCGCCAGCGCCGCCGCGCAGCGCGUGCCCCUGCGCCUCCUGGCACCCCACAUCGGCCGCCUGCCGCUGCCCGAGGACUACGCGCUGGAGGAGCUGCGCAGCCUCACGCAGUCCUACCUGCGGGAGCUCGCCGUGCCCUGAGGCGCCCGCGCCCUU
This is a messenger RNA of Nothoprocta perdicaria, 5477 nucleotides long. It is a transcript of the gene NUP98, whose product is annotated as nucleoporin 98. Gene Ontology annotation, cellular component: nuclear pore; nuclear pore cytoplasmic filaments. Lineage: Eukaryota; Metazoa; Chordata; Aves; Tinamiformes; Tinamidae. Gene Ontology annotation, biological process: protein import into nucleus; RNA export from nucleus; post-transcriptional tethering of RNA polymerase II gene DNA at nuclear periphery. The record is from RefSeq and is a predicted model, not a curated record. The transcript has 32 exons. Gene Ontology annotation, molecular function: structural constituent of nuclear pore. The coding region runs from base 66 to 5462 and encodes 1798 amino acids.